Messenger RNA from Argiope bruennichi, 1214 nucleotides. It is a transcript of the gene Prp18, whose product is annotated as pre-mRNA-splicing factor 18-like. The coding region runs from base 59 to 1081 and encodes 340 amino acids. Gene Ontology annotation, biological process: generation of catalytic spliceosome for second transesterification step; RNA splicing. The record is from RefSeq and is a predicted model, not a curated record. Gene Ontology annotation, cellular component: U5 snRNP; U2-type post-spliceosomal complex; U4/U6 x U5 tri-snRNP complex. Lineage: Eukaryota; Metazoa; Arthropoda; Arachnida; Araneae; Araneidae. The transcript is spliced from 9 exons.
AAGUGUUUGUUUACAUGUCUGAUCGUAAACAGUUCGUUACUUUUACUAUAUACAUGAGAUGGAUAUUUUAAAGGCUGAAAUAGAAAAAAGAAAGCGAUUUUUAGAGGAAAAAAGUCUUGUGGGACCUAAUAAGAAAUAUUUCAAAAGAGGGGAGCUUCUAAAAAAAGAAGAAGAAGAGUACUGGCAAAAAUAUUCAUCACAAAAGGAAGAAGAUGAAAUUAUAGAGAAAGAAAGAAAAAAAGCUGAAGAGGAAUCCUUAAAAUCAAAAGAGUCAGAAGGUAUACUGCCCAGAAAAGAAGUUGUGAGAAGACUUCGAGAAAGACAAGAGCCAAUUUUAUUGUUUGGUGAAACAGAAUUGGAAGCAUUUCAGAGGCUGAGACGAUUAGAGAUUUUAGAGCCAGAAGUAGACCGUGGUUUCCGUAAUGAUUUUCAAGAAGCCAUGGAGAAGGUUGAUCAGGCUUAUUUAGAUGAAAUUUUAAAAACUCAGGGCAAGGCAGAUGACGGAAAAUCUGUUAAUGAUGUAAAGGUUGAAGAUGAAAAGACUUCCAUUGAUGAAAUAAAAGAAGAAGCUAGUAAGAAACUGGGCAAAGGUUCUGAUAGUGAUGAUGCCAAGGUUAUUUUAAAAUUUUUGAGAUUUUUACUACAGUUAUGGGGUCAGAAACUGAAUGCUCGAUCAGAAGCAGAAAAGACUUCUAUGAAAGGAAAAAUGGCUUCAGCAACAUACACUCAAACUCAAAAUUACAUUCGACCACUUUUUCGUAGAUUAAAAAAGGAGACUUGCCCUGAAGAUAUAUUAGAGCAUUUAGUCCUGAUUGUAAACUAUUUACUGGACAGAAAUUAUGUAAAGGCAAAUGAUGCUUACCUUCAAAUGGCAAUUGGAAAUGCACCAUGGCCUAUUGGUGUAACUAUGGUUGGUAUACAUGCAAGAACUGGAAGAGAGAAAAUUUUUUCCAGAAAUAUUGCUCAUGUUCUUAAUGAUGAGACGCAAAGAAAAUUUAUUCAGGCAUUAAAAAGGCUGAUGACUCAGUGUCAAAGAUUCUUUCCUACUGACCCUUCAAGAUCUGUGGAAUACAAUGCCUAAAAACUGAGAAAUUUACAACCAUUGGACCUUAUACUGGUUUAUUUUACUAGGAUGAUAUUUGGGGAGCAUCUUUCAUUUGGGUUUGCUGAGGAUAUAUUUGUAUCAUAUGUAAAUAAAAAGUUUAUAUAUCUGA